Phanerochaete carnosa HHB-10118-sp is the source of this 900-nucleotide messenger RNA. RefSeq lists its product as uncharacterized. NCBI's taxonomy places the organism in Eukaryota, Fungi, Basidiomycota, Agaricomycetes, Polyporales, Phanerochaetaceae. Gene Ontology annotation, cellular component: nucleus. The record is from RefSeq and is a predicted model, not a curated record. The transcript has 2 exons. Bases 1 to 900 code for a protein of 299 amino acids. Gene Ontology annotation, molecular function: deSUMOylase activity. Gene Ontology annotation, biological process: protein desumoylation.
AUGCCUCCGCUAUCGCGGAGCAAAUCAAAUCCCGUCGCGUCGACGACGUACAUUCAGCGCGCUCUCCGGGAUGCGGAAAAGUCUCUUUUCGCUCCCAAGCCUGUUGUGUUCGCGCCAUCGCUCGCGCGACUACAAGCCACACAAGCGAAGGUCUCCGAAGAAAUCGACGCCCGCAUUCGGCCGAAAUGCCCUUCUUUGCCUGUGUCGCUCCUGCCAGAAGACGACAUCAAGGUGGAAGAGCUGCUACGGAGGCGCGGUGUUAUUGGCAAAUGCGUUCGCGAACAAGUCAGCGACAAGGAUCUUCAACGACUGCGACCAGGCCAGUGGCUUAACGACGAGAUUAUUAACUUCUACGGGCAGAUGAUCACGUGUCGCGCAGAGGAGAGCAAAGAGAAUUCACGAGAGAACCUGUUGGACGUGCACUAUCUCAGCACGUUCUUCUGGUCGAAGCUCAAGAAUGAAGGAUACGAGAAGGGCAGGCUAGCGAAGUGGACAAAGAAGCUUGACUUGUUCUCGAAGGACGUUGUCCUCAUUCCCGUGAACCACAACAACUCGCACUGGACGGGCGCGGCGAUCAACUUCCGGAAGAAGCGGAUCGAGAGCUACGACAGCAUGAACAUGGACCGAGCACAGGUGUUCAAGCUCUUGCGCGCAUAUCUCGACGCCGAGCACCGAAACAAAAAGAAGAAGCCGUUUAAUUUUGACGGCUGGGUUGACUGGACGCUCGAAGACACGCCGCAGCAGGAGAAUGGCUACGACUGCGGCGUCUUCACAUGCCAGUUUCUGGAAACACUAUCGCGCGGCGAGGAAAAGUUUGCCUUCACGCAGGCGAACAUGCACUACCUCCGGAGACGAAUGAUCUGGGAAAUUGGGCACACGAAGCUUUGGACCGACAGAUAG